AUGGAGGGAAACUGGAGGAUCCUGUUCUCCCACGUGUGCAGCACCAGCUUCCUUCUGCUCUGGAUCUUCGUCGGCUUGAACGUGGUAGAGGUAGUAGGGUCCCAGCAAGGGAUCCCUCUGUCAGUCGUAAAGCUUUGGGCCUCUGCAUUUGGGGGAGAAAUUAAAUCAAUAUCUGCAAAAUAUUCUGGUUCCCAGCUACUGCAAAAGAAAUAUAAAGAAUUUGAAAAGUCAGUCAGAGUGGAAGAGAUUGAUGGUAUGAAAGUGGUCAAGAACUUGGCUGUGAAGAUGGAGGAAAUGUUCCGGAGAAAAGCUGAAGCAACAAGGCGACUCGUAGAGGCGGCAGAAGAAGCGCACCAUCAGCAUGAGGAAAAUCCCGACCUGCAGUAUGAAUACUUCAAUGCUGUGCUGAUUAAUGAAGUGGAUGAGGAGGGCAAUAAUGUGGAGCUAGGAGGAGAGUUCAUCCUGGAGCCCAGUGACCACUUCAAUAACCUCUCAGUCAACCUCAGCCUCAGUGUUGUCCAGGUGCCCACCAACAUGUACAACAAAGAUCCUGAUAUAGUGAACGGGGUUUACUGGUCUGAGGCCCUGAAUAAAGUGUUUGUAGAUAAUUUUGAAAGAGAUCCAACGCUUAUCUGGCAGUACUUUGGGAGUGCCAAAGGUUUCUUCAGACAGUACCCUGGAGUUAAGUGGCAUCCAGAUGAGCAUGGUGUCAUUGGCUUCGACUGCAGAAAUCGGAAGUGGUACAUUCAGGCUGCUACGUCUCCCAAGGAUGUUGUGAUCUUAGUUGAUGUUAGUGGAAGUAUGAAGGGGCUGAGGCUUACCAUCGCCAGACAGACUGUUUCCUCCAUAUUAGACACACUGGGAGAUGAUGACUUCUUCAACAUAAUUGCAUAUAAUCAGGAGAUCCACUAUGUGGAGCCUUGUUUGAAUGGUACGCUGGUCCGGGCCGACAGAACCAAUAAAGACCAUUUCCGUGAACAUCUGGACAAGCUGUUUGCCAAAGGGAUCGGACUGCUUGGUGACGCUCUGACUGAAGCGUUCAUGAUCCUGAGUGAUUUCAAUCAGACUGGUCGUGGCAGCGUGUGCAGUCAGGCCAUAAUGCUCGUCACAGACGGGGCAACUGAGAUGUAUGACGAUGUUUUUGAAAAAUACAACUGGCCAGAAAGAAAAGUCCGGUUAUUCCCUUACCUGAUUGGACGAGAGUCUGCGUUUGCUGAUAACCUUAAAUGGAUGGCUUGUGCCAACAAAGGAUAUUUUAGUCAAAUCUCAACCUUAGCUGAUGUUCAGGAGAACGUCAUGAGAUAUCUUCAUGUCAUGAGCCGCCCAAAGGUUAUUGAUCAUGAGCACGACACAGUGUGGACUGAGGCUUACGUGGACAGUGCUCUUUCCCUGGCCCACAAGUUGAACGACAAAUCAGGCCCAACUUUAACAACUACAGUGGCCAUGCCUGUCUUCAGCACAAAGAAUGAAACUAAGAACCAGGGUAUUCUGUUGGGGGUCGUAGGAACAGACAUCCCUCUGCAGGAGCUGAUGAAGCUCAUCCCCAAACAUAUGUUAGGGAUCCAUGGAUAUGCAUUUGCCAUCACAAACAAUGGCUACAUCCUGAUACAUCCGGACCUCAGGCCUUUGUAUCAGGAGGGUCAGAAGAGAAGGAAGCCCAACUACAGCAGUGUGGAUCUCUCGGAGGUGGAAUGGGAAGACAAAGAUGGCAUACUACGCAAUGCUAUGGUGAACAGGAGGACAGGGACCUUCUCUAUGGAGGUGAAGAAGACUGUGGAUAGAGGGAGGCGUGUGCUAAAGAUGCACAAUGACUAUUACUACACUGACAUCAAAGGAACUCCAUUCAGUGUCGGAGUAGCUCUCUCAAGAGGUCACGGAAAGUACUUCUUCAGAGGAAAUGUGUCACUCGAAGCAGGGCUCCGUGAUCUGGAACAGCCAGAUGUCGCCCUGGCAGACGAAUGGACCUACUGCAACAUAGAGGAGGAGCAUGAACAUCGUCACCUGACCCAGAUUCAAGCUAUCAAACUCUUCAUGACAGGCCGCAGACCGCACCUCAAAUGUGACAGAGAGCUGAUCCAGGAGGUGUUAUUUGAUGCUGUGGUCACUGCUCCACUCGAGGCCUAUUGGACUGGAUUGGCUCUCAACAAGUCAGAAAACUCAGACAAAGGAGUGGAGAUUGCUUUUCUGGGAACACGUACGGGUCUUUCGAGAACCAACCUGUUUGUACCCGUUGAUCAGCUCUCCAAUAGAGAUUUCCUGACAGCAGAGGACAAGGAGGGUGUGUUUAAUGCUGAUCACUUCCCUCUGUGGUACAAGAGAGCAGCAGAGCAGGUUCCCGGCACGUUUGUCUACUCCAUCCCCUUCAGCACAGGUAUACAGAACAUUAUGAAUGUGGUUUUGGCCAGCACAGCAAUUCAGCUCCUCGAUGACAGGAAAUCUCCAAUUGUUGCUGCUGUAGGGAUCCAAAUGAAGCUUGAAUACUUUCAGAAGAAGUUCUGGACUGCCUGCAGACAGUGUACAGCCCUGGAUGGAAAAUGUAGCAUUAGCUGCGAUAAUGAGGACAUCAACUGUUAUCUCAUUGACAACAAUGGAUUUAUUCUUGUUACAGAAGAACAGUCUCAGACAGGACUUUUCUUUGGAGAGGUGGAAGGUGCUGUUAUGAACAAACUGCUACAAAUGGGAUCCUUUAAAAGGAUCACUCUUUAUGACUACCAGGCCCUUUGCAGAGAGUAUGCUGGGAGCAGUGACAGUGCACGCACUUUGUCAGAUCCAUUUUCUGUAGUUAAAUGGCUUCUGACUGAACUUGUCAUUUUCCUGCUAGAAUUUAACCUGUACAGCUGGUGGAAUAUUGAUCUCUCAGUUAAAGCUCAGAGAUCUCGGGGUAAAACCAUGAUGGUACCAUGUGAUACAGAAUACCCUGCAUUUGUGUCUGAACGCACCAUCAAAGAAACAACUGGAAACAUUGAGUGCGACGGUUGCAUCAGAUCUUUUGUCAUACAGCAGAUUCCCAGCAGCAACCUGUUCAUGGUUGUUGUGGAUAAUAAGUGUGACUGCAGCAGUGCUCCUCCAGUGACAAUGGAUCCCAUUGAGAUCAUAUACAACGAGUCACUAAAAUGUGAGAGACUGAAGUAUCAGAAGGACAGAAAAAAGCCUGAAUCAUGUCAUCCUUUCCACCCUGAGGAAAAUGCCAUGGAGUGCGGUUCAGCAACACGCUUCUCCAGUCCCCUAGCAGCAGCUCUGCUGCCUCUGAUAACAGCGAUCAUCAGCAGGUGACCAAAAGCAGCUGCAGUGGAAAUCAGUAAGGACUAAUUCAAUGAGAGGAAGCUUACAGACACAUAAAAACAUGAAUUUGCUCAUACCUCUAAUACAGGCAGCACUUUACAAAGACAAAAUCUUUAUCAGCAGCACUGAGACACAUCCAUUAAUGCAGAGAACAAAAGAAAAUGAGAAUAACAGGAGUGCUUGGUGACUUUGAUCAGUGCACUGCAGAACACACCAAAUAGAGUUUGCAAAAUAGCUCUACAUGUGUGCUGAAUUUAUUAGAAGAAAGAAACGCAGAAUGCCUCACAACAAGUGAGAUUGCUUUGCUCA
Oreochromis aureus is the source of this 3591-nucleotide messenger RNA. RefSeq names its product calcium channel, voltage dependent, alpha2/delta subunit 3 (gene cacna2d3). Gene Ontology annotation, cellular component: voltage-gated calcium channel complex. Lineage: Eukaryota; Metazoa; Chordata; Actinopteri; Cichliformes; Cichlidae. The transcript has 38 exons. Gene Ontology annotation, molecular function: voltage-gated calcium channel activity. The coding region runs from base 1 to 3273 and encodes 1090 amino acids. The record is from RefSeq and is a predicted model, not a curated record.